Messenger RNA from Oryzias latipes (Japanese medaka), 4616 nucleotides. It is a transcript of the gene usp43a, whose product is annotated as ubiquitin specific peptidase 43a. Gene Ontology annotation, molecular function: cysteine-type deubiquitinase activity. The record is from RefSeq and is a predicted model, not a curated record. Lineage: Eukaryota; Metazoa; Chordata; Actinopteri; Beloniformes; Adrianichthyidae. Gene Ontology annotation, biological process: protein deubiquitination.
UUUUUCCCCCAUCAGUGGCCCUUUAGGGGCUCCGUAGUUUCUGAACAUUUUAAUGACAAUAAUCUAUUCUAAAAUAGAAUGAAAUACUCCCCCCCCCCAAGUGCCUGUAAUACAUUUUACUGGUGGUGUUUUAUUUUUGAGAACUGCAGCUUGUUAAAGAAUUUAAACUUUUUACAUGUCACAUACAUCUCCAGAUUGUCGAGUUUUCACAGCUUCCUUGAAAAUCAUUAAGGUUUUCUUUGGAAGUUGGAAAACCAAACAUGAGGUGAUGCAACACUCCUACAGGGGGCAGUUUAAAGCUGCGGAGAUUGACACCUGCGCAAACUUCCUUGUUCCUGCUGAGUAAACUGGAUAGGAAAGUUUAGAUGGAAUGAGCCAGUGGUUCCAUGUGAGCGCACUCAUGUCGCAGUGAAGCCGCAGAGUGUCUGUCACAACAGUAAGCUGUGGUUCCACAGAGGAGGGAGGGAGGAAGAGCGGGGUUUGGAGCAGUCCAAGCCCGCCUGGCGCGCGCUCUGGCACGGCGAACCUCUGAUGAGGAAGUGCGCUGUGAACUGAGGAGGAGUGAGAGAAGCCACAUCGCUUUCAGGAAAAAUGACAUGGAAGACAGCAUUUGGGAUUAAAAAGGGACAAAUCUAGUAGUGACCAUGUGUCCCCAUGGCACCAGGUCUGAGGUUUGGUGAAUCUGACCGAGGCGGAGGGUUAGAGACGGCAGGCAGGCAGACAGACAGGUGCACUCCGAAGUCCCUUUCAUUUUUUUCCUCCUCCUUGGUCUUGGGAAGUGAUUGAGCCAUGGAGAGCCGCAAAGACAGCAAGCACAGAAAACAGCCGAUGAAAGCCAAAACCUCCAAGCGGAAGGAGAAGAAAUCCAAAAGUGGCCCCUUCACCAGGAGGAAAUCGCUGCGCUCGUUCGGGAAUUUCAUGGGCAGGAUCCUGAAAACUUUGGGCAGUUUGGCGCACGCCGACAACGCGGAACCGCGGGACGCGGACGACGACGACGGGGGGUUCGGACGCAGCACUUCGGCCCAUUUGAAAAGCGACUUUUCCCACAGCUCCAGGGACGGAACCGCGAAAAAGAACUCCGUGGUCUCCUCCGCUCACGGCUCGGUGAAAGAGAGGCUGUCAUGGUGCUACGGCGACAAGACUCCAGGAGUGCUGGGGCUGAAGAACCACGGCAACACCUGCUUCAUGAACGCUGUGGUGCAGUGUCUCAGCAACACGGACCUGCUGGCCGAGUACCUCGGCUUGGAGCAAUACAAAUCGGACAUUUGCCAGGGUAGGGUGAACGGGGAGGAGAGGGGAGAGGAGCCGCAGGCCGUCAGGGGAGAAGUGACCGAGCAGCUGGCGGCGCUGAUCCGCGCGCUCUGGACGCUGGAGUACACGCCGCAGCUCUCCGUGGACUUCAAGAGCAUUGUGGCCAAAUACAGCUCUCAGUUCCGGGGAAACUCUCAGCACGAUGCUCUUGAGUUUCUUCUCUGGCUUUUGGACAGAGUUCACGAAGACGCCAACACCAACCCUGACAACGGCAACAACAGCAACAAGACCAAAGCCAACACCAGGGGGACCAGUUCUUCCGAAGACCGUUUGAAUCCCAGCACACAACAACCUCGGAGUCGACACAGUUUUGUUCAGGAGCAUUUCCAGGCCCAAUACAGGUCUUCUCUGACGUGCCCCCAUUGCCUUAAGCAGAGCAACACUUUUGACCCGUUUUUAUGCAUCUCUCUUCCUAUUCCCCUGCGGCAAACCAGAGCCUUAUGUGUGACGCUGGUGUUCAGUGCCAAGGGUCAGAGGUAUGUGAGGGUGGGGCUCGCUGUGCCUCUGUUUGGCUCCAUCUCCACCCUGAGAACUAUGACGGCGGCUGAGGGCAACAUCGCCCCCGAUCAGGUUAUUCUUGCGGAACUCUACUCCACCGGUUUCCAGCGCUCUUUCUCAGACGAGGAUGAACUGACCAUGAUUGCUGACAGCGACGUCGUCUACGCUUUCCAAGCUCCUCCCGUUUCCAAUCGUGGCGGCUUAACUCCGCACUCAGUGUAUCAUCACAGCCUCCCCUCCUCUCCUCACUCCUCCACGACUGGGGCUGCAGGUCAGAAGUUACCUCAGUCUGGACGCCUCUCCUCGGAGUACCUGAACCACAGCAGCUCCUCCAAGGUCAUCCUGCUCAUGUGCAACACAGUAGGGUCUGGCCAGCACGCUGCCAGAUUUGGACCUCCAUUUCUCAUGGUUGAAGACAGGACCGUGUCCUGGGAUCAGCUGACGCAGAGCAUCCUUAGCAAUCUGUACUACCUGAUGGCCAACGCAUCUCAGUCUCAGACGGCUGGUGUGCUGUUCAAGAUCAGGGUCGUGGGGUCCUCUGCAGCCUACAGCUACCUGUCCCCACAGGACAGCAGGCCGUUGUGUCACCCUGCAGUGGACAGAGCUUUGAAGUUGUGUGGCCCCGGAGGACCUCUCCACGUGAAGCUUGUGAUCGAGUGGGAGCGCAGCACUAAAGAACACCUUUUUGGCAGCAUCCAGGAGGAGGUGGUGCAGGACGCCGAGAGUGUGAGGAACCAGCAGCAGCAACACCUUCAGCAGCAUAGCUGCACUUUAGACGAAUGCUUCCAGCUCUACACCAAAGAGGAACAGCUUGCUCCGGAUGAUGCGUGGAAGUGCCCUCACUGUAAGCAGCUUCAGCAGGGCAUGGUGAAGAUGAACCUGUGGACACUGCCGGAUAUACUGAUCCUCCACCUCAAGCGCUUCCGACAGGUCGGCGAGCGAAGGAACAAGCUCUCUACCUUGGUGGGGUUCCCCUUGACGGGUCUCGACAUGGCUCCACACGUGGUGAAGAGAAGUCAGAGCAUGAAGAACCUUCAUCAGGGAUCAUCUCAGACUAACCGGAGGCCGUCUUCAGGCCAACACCAGCGAUCUGACAUAAUGCUUGCGCGUGACUACCUCUAUGAUCUGUACGCCGUCUGCAACCAUCACGGAGGAAUGCAUGGAGGGCACUACACUGCAUACUGCAGGAAUUCAGUGGAUGCCUUGUGGUACAGUUAUGAUGACAGCAGUGUAGACCUUGUACCUGAGGAGGAAGUUUGCACCAAAGGAGCCUAUAUACUUUUCUACCAGAGGCGCAACGUCAUUCCACCAUGGUCAGCAAACAGCUCUGUCAGAGGGUCCACAAGUUCAUCUUUGUCCGACCACUGGCUCAUCAGGCUGACGGAAGACAGCAAAAGAGGCAGCACCGUGUCUCGUUCAUCAACGGCCUGCGCUUCUCUCGUGCCCGACUCUCCAGAAUCCACAGUCUUCCAUGACAACGUUUUCAAAGAUGCACAUGGAGGCUUUGAGAGCAGGCCAUUUGUUAGGGGUCUCCAGGGACGAAGUGUGAGCAUGAGGGUCCCCAACAAGAGCAAAGACACCAUGAGCAAAGUGCUUCCCUUGCGCUGGUCUUUUGGUUCCAAGGACAGACGAAAGAAUGACCAAGUGCCUCCUGUAGACCCUGAUCCUGCAGAGCUUGUCCAGUACUUGGAAUCUGGUCGGAGACCUCGCUGCACAAAGGAUUCCAUAGUAGCACUUAUGAAUGAGCCACGUAGCACAAAGGAGGCCGCCAAAGGCCGAGCUGCAGACAACACAAGGUCUUCCAGCGGUGGGAGCAUAAGUUGUGUGGGUAAGGUCAGGGACGAGCCUUUUUAUACAAAGGUCCCGGAGGGCCAGAAGCCCCCAAUAGAAAAGAAUUCUAGUCGAACUGAAGGUAGUCACUCAAAAGAAGAAAGCAAAGUAAACAUCAGUUCUAGCUCCAGCAGCAAUACCCUCACUAGGAAGAAGGAUUCAAGGAGAUACAGCUCUUCCAAAUCUUCAAAAGAUGCACUGACAAAAGAAAGCUCUGAAGCUGGGGUCCAUCCCAGCUACAGCUCACCUAACCUACAUGGGACGCUGACAAGACGAAAAGGGGAUAAAGCUAAAAAGGAUCGAGAUGGCACCCAUGAAGAAAACCCUAAAGCCAAGAAAGGAGAGUUGCCCAAGAGUCAAGAGGGUCUGCUUUCUUUUUUCAAAGGUAACUUCCUAAAAAAAGACAAGGACGCUAACAAAUCCAAUGAGAGUGACUCAGGGAGAGUGGAAGGUAAAGAUGGAAGCAGAAAGACCUCACUAACAGUGCCGAUGUCCAACGGAGUGGCAGGUAGCAGAACUAGACUGGAAGAGAGCAAGUCCAAUGGCUCACGCCAUCAGAGUGAGGGGCUGGCAAACGGGAAGGUUGGAAGGACUCCAACUGACAUCAGGCGCUCCCAAAGCUCCUCAAAUAUUACCACCAAACCGGAGCAGAACAUGCGCAGAACGGCAUCCUUGCACCGGAACGCAGUGUCCACAACGCCACGGACUGCAGACAAACAGUCUCACAGCACCCUGCAGAGAGACCGUUACAGCACAACCUCACUGGGACGCAAAAAAAACGUCCCAGAGUCUAGUUUUUGAUGCAGAGAAAUCCAACACUCUCAUCUGAAGCUUUUCACUGGCUGGAGAGGAGAAGACUGUAUAGUUUAUCAAAGCAAUAGAGUUCCAUUCACAACGAUACGCCUUUUUGUUACCGAAGAUUGCACCAAAAGUCUGGAGAUAAUGCAGUCAAUUAGUGCUUUACAUAUUUUUUUUUU